Ceraceosorus guamensis is the source of this 670-nucleotide messenger RNA. RefSeq lists its product as hypothetical. Lineage: Eukaryota; Fungi; Basidiomycota; Exobasidiomycetes; Ceraceosorales; Ceraceosoraceae. The annotation marks the transcript as partial. The transcript is spliced from 2 exons. The record is from RefSeq and is a predicted model, not a curated record.
CAUGCAUUCAUUCAAGAUCAUCGCUCUUCUUCCAUUUGCGCUCCUCGCAGUCGCUUCUUUUGCCAGCGCCACCUCUACCGUAGAGAGCAGCAGCGCUCUAGAGCCGCGUCUAGCUGCAGGAGUCGGCAGGGCAGCGGUUCAGAUCGGCAAGGUAUUGGCAAGGAUCGUGGAAGAGGUCAUCAAGGAUGUGGAAGCGGACAAGGUCAAGAGGGCAGAUCAAGCUAGGGAGACUGUAGAUCGCAUGGCUCGCGAGUAUCCCGAUACGAACUUUUUGGCAAGUCAUGUGGAGAUGGACAACAAGUUUGGAGGUGUGGAGAAGCAGGAUUGGGCCCAUGAUCACUUCGAGGUCGAUAUCAAGGUGGGAGGAACGAUCGGGUUCGAACUCUGGGGCUUUCAAGAUGCGGUCAUCAAGCGCAAAGGAGACGGCGGUGCGCUCAAUUGGGCUUGGACCGGUGUUCUGGAAAAGGAUCCGGAGGAGAAUGGUUCGCUGCUCACGUUUGCUCGACGCAAGCAUUAAGAGCCACCGUUGCCCACGCUAUGCGGCCACGCUUGGCUGAUACCGCACACGGACUACGUGGUGUACUUGAUAUCAUUCAAGUGUGAUGAAAACUCAACCACAGCACACGAGUGAAUCUCUCUCUCUCUCUCUCUCUCUCUCUCUCUCUCUCUC